ACGAAACAACUUUCGGAAAAGUUUUCGUAGGUCCGGUCAUUAUCCUUCGCAAAACGCGUCUAUAUAAUCGUGCGCGACUACAGUGCUUUUUUUUUUUUUUAACAUCUUGUGUAAUUAGCUGGGAGUCAUGAAGUUACUGGCAAAGCUGCUGAUUCUGACGACCGCGGUCGUGCUCAUCGCCGGACAAAGCAUCGACGAAUGUCUGAAGCAGGACAGCAUAUCCUGCGUGCAGAAAACUCUGUACAGAACCGCGAAGGAAUUUUUCGCCAAGGAUACGCUCGAACUUGUGAACGGAAUCAGUCUCGUGAAGAGUAACGCCGAGGCCGGUAGUUCCAGGUCCGGCAAGGCGCUCGCUUACGAUCAGGAGAUGAACGCCGCUAACGACAUCGUCGCGAGACAGAACACUCUCGAGAACUUCGUCAACGAUGAAGCUGGACAGUUCUUGACCGGACGUAGUAUUAGGAUCAAUCUCGCGCCCGCCUUCGAGAAGCUUCGUGAAUCGGCCCGUGCCAUCAGCGAGUCUGUGCCACCCGAGAUUCGCCAGGCUGUCGACGAGGUCGUUGAAGCUCGAGGCAAGAAGAAACAACUGAAAAAUCUUAUUCCCCUGUUAAUCGCCGCGAAAGUGAAGCUCGGUCUUCUGGCGACUCUCGCGUAUUUUGCCAUCGGCAUUAUAGCGAAGAAGGCGAUCUUCGCGUCUCUUAUUUCCCUCGCCAUUUCAGCCUUCAUUGGCUUGAAGGCGCUUUGGUCGGGCAAAGGUGGCAGUGUCUAUCAUCACGACCUCACCGCUUACAACAACGGCUGGAAUGCACCGGUCGCGAGCGGAUGGUCCGGUCCAGUCAACACCGCAUGGUCCUCACCCGUUUCUUCUGGCUGGGACGAACAUGCAUCUUACGCGCACAACCAGGCGUAUUCCGGAUAUCAUCACUAAUGGCGAUUCUUGACGCUAUCUUCUUCUUUUUCUAAUGUCUUCUUUGUUUUUAAUCUUAUUGUUUUCUAUUUCUUCUUUCUCUUCUGUUUUCUCUUCAUUGAAACAACGGGCGAGACGGGAAGAAUAGGAUAUCGACGGAAGUUUGAUAACCUGAGCUUCGCGUUGCGUCUUCAUUGUUUGCGAUCGUAAAUAUAUUUAUUCUUAUUUAUCAUUAAAUAGUGAACGGGAUAUCCAAGUCCCGCCGCGAUGUACAUAAAGUAUCACACCAGCUCGCGUACUUACACACGUCUGCGAGUAAGACGAGCAAAGAAAAUGUAAAUCAAAUCAAACUAAGAGGCUAGUCGCAACAUUUGUUCAACAGGAACCGCCGCGAAGCGACGGUUUUACCGUUCGAUAUUACAGAUGCGUCACGACUUCGGCAUCGCGACUUCUGCGACUUUAAGAGCUUUAGUGCGAUUUGUAGCAGAACACACUCAGCGCAGUUGAUUAAUCGUAGGUACAUCUAGUCCAUUACGAUGUAUAUGAAACACAAUAUAAGCUGCAUUCUUACAAAUCUGUAAUAUGUGUGCAUUAUUUAUAUAAAUAUAAUAU
Molecule: messenger RNA, 1519 nt
Organism: Pseudomyrmex gracilis
Lineage: Eukaryota; Metazoa; Arthropoda; Insecta; Hymenoptera; Formicidae
Gene: Osi6
Exons: 3
Coding region: 128-928 (266 amino acids)
Source: RefSeq, a predicted model, not a curated record